Colletotrichum lupini is the source of this 1785-nucleotide messenger RNA. Its product is annotated as origin recognition complex subunit 2. NCBI's taxonomy places the organism in Eukaryota, Fungi, Ascomycota, Sordariomycetes, Glomerellales, Glomerellaceae. Gene Ontology annotation, cellular component: nucleus; nuclear origin of replication recognition complex. Gene Ontology annotation, biological process: DNA replication. The record is from RefSeq and is a predicted model, not a curated record. Bases 1 to 1785 code for a protein of 594 amino acids. Gene Ontology annotation, molecular function: DNA replication origin binding. The transcript has 2 exons.
AUGUCCAGGAAAAGACCACAAGAGGCGGACGUGGGCGAUUCCCCGAGCAGCAGACUGAGCCAGAAGCGCUCCCGCCAGCAGCUGCACGACGGAGCCGACGACGAGCCCAUCAACGGGACCCCCUCGAAGCGGAGACGCCAGGCAGCGGACCCUUACGAAGUGCCUUCUGACAGCGAUGCCGCUGAUGCCGCUGAUGGUGAGGUUUCAGCAGCAGCAGCAGCAGCAGGAGACCCCGAUUCCGAACACGAGGAACAGACCCCGAGAAAGAAACGAGGCCGCCCGCCGAAACCAGCAACGCCGCAAGCCAGCGGCGCCGUCACGCCCUCGAAGCUGCGCCAGGUGAACACGCUGGUGACGCCCGUCAAGGCCGCCAUCACACCGCGGAGGCGCCAGGCCGCUGACCGUUCCGCACGGAGGAAGAGCGCCAGGGCUCUGAUCCAGAGCAUCGUCGCCGACGAGGACAGCGACGGGGACGAGGGUCUCGCGCGCGAGAUUUACGAGUCAAGCGAGGAGGAGGAAGACGAGGAAGCCGAGGAACGGAGGACACCAAGAGCAAAGACGACGACAUCGGCGACGAAACCAUCCACAGCAUCAGCACCAGCAUCAGCGUCACAACCCCCCGAACCAGACACACCAUCGGCAGCAACCCCCCGCCGCCGCGGCCGUCCACGCAAACUCCCACCGCCCAAAUCGCCAACCCCGCCCCGCGAGCUGCCCCCCCACGAAAUCUACUUUGAGCAGAACAAGCCCGGCCGCGCAAAGACGUCCCACAACACCCUCGCCUCCCUCGACCUCCUCACGCACGAAGAGUACUUUGACCUCCGCCGCGAGGACGCCUUACAAAACAAAGACCCCCACGCAGACGACCUCGCCUACCUCGAGUCCCUGCACGAGUCCUCUUUUCCGCAGUGGCGCUUCGAGCUCGCCCAGGGCUUCAGCCUCUGCCUCUACGGCCAGGGCUCCAAACGCAGCCUCGUCGCCAAGCUGGCGGCGCACCUCUACGCCGCGGACCCGGAGGCGCCCAUCGUCGUGGUCAACGGCCACGUGCGCUCUCUGACGGCCCGAGAAGUCUUUUCCACCGUCGCCGCGGCGCUCGAUCCGGCGCUGAAACUGCCCGCCCAGACGACGGCCAUGGUCCAGGCCCUCUCCUCGGCCCUCGCCUCAUCAUCACACAGCCGACCGAUAACGAUCCUCCUCCACUCCAUAGACGCCCACCCCCUCCGCAAACAAACAACCCAACAACUCCUCUCCCAACUCGCCGCCCUGCCCCAGAUCCGCCUCGUCGCAACAGCAGACACGCCCUCCUUCCCCCUCCUCUGGGACGCCGCCCAGCGCACAUCCUUCAACUUCUUAUUCCACGACGCCACAACCCUCCAACCCCUACAGGACGUCGAGCUCGACCCCGUAGACGAGGUCCACGAACUCCUCGGCCGCAAAGCCCGGCGCGUCAACGGCAGAGAGGGCGUCGUCUUUGUGCUCCGCUCGUUGCCCGAGAACGCAAAGAAGCUGUUCGAGCUGCUCGUCAUCGAGGUCCUGUCCGCCAUGGACGAUGACGGUGGACAACAGUAUGGGGCGGAGAAUACGGGUGUUGAAUACCGGAUGGUGUAUAACAAGGCCGUGGAGGAUUUCAUCUGCAGUUCCGAGAUGGCGUUCCGGACGCUGCUGAAGGAAUUCCACGACCAUCAAAUCAUUGAGAGCAGGAAAGACGCCCUCGGCACGGAGCUCUUGAGUAUCCCCUUCAGGCGAGAAGAGCUGGAGGCCAUCCUCGAGGACUUGAUGUCCUGA